Molecule: messenger RNA, 2100 nt
Organism: Mycosarcoma maydis (corn smut)
Lineage: Eukaryota; Fungi; Basidiomycota; Ustilaginomycetes; Ustilaginales
Product: putative 1,4-alpha-glucan branching enzyme
Exons: 1
Coding region: 1-2100 (699 amino acids)
Biological process (GO): glycogen biosynthetic process
Cellular component (GO): cytoplasm
Molecular function (GO): 1,4-alpha-glucan branching enzyme activity; hydrolase activity, hydrolyzing O-glycosyl compounds; cation binding
Source: RefSeq, a predicted model, not a curated record
AUGGCAGCUGCUACCACAUCCGCUGCGGCCCAAGCGCCUGCACCCAUCGAUUAUUCCAAGGCCACCGAUGGCACUGGCGUCAUUGCGCUUGAUCCAUGGUUGGAGCCCUUCGCACCUGCUCUGCGCGAGCGAUAUGGCGUCUACGCGGACUGGGUCAAGAGGAUCAACGCUUCCGAAGGCGGCCUUGAAGCCUUCUCGCGCUCCUACCGCAAGAUGGGCUUCCAGAUCGACCCCACCACGCAAGCCGUCACCUACACCGAAUGGGCACCCAACGCAGUGCAAGCUUCGCUUGUCGGCGACUUCAACAACUGGUCUCGCGAUGCACACCCGAUGUCCAAGGACGACUUUGGAAAGUGGCACAUCACCAUUCCACCGUUGGCAAAGGGGCAGUGCGCCAUCCCGCACGACUCCAAGAUCAAGGUCUCGUUCGUACUACCCUCGGGUGAACGCAUCGAGCGUCUGCCUGCAUGGAUCCUGCGAGUGACGCAGGACCUCAAUGUUUCGCCUGUCUACGAUGCUCGUUUCUGGAAUCCUGCCAAGCAAGAUCGCUACACGAUGCGCUUCCCCAAACCACCCAAGCCGGACAACAUUAAAGUGUACGAAGCGCACGUUGGCAUCGCUACUCCCGAAGCGCGAGUGGGUCAGUUCAAAGAGUUUACCAAAAACGUGCUGCCACGCAUCAAGGAGCUCGGCUACAACACGAUCCAGCUCAUGGCGAUUCAGGAGCACGCCUACUACGCGUCAUUCGGGUACCAGGUCACCAACUUUUUCGCUGCCAGCAGCCGGUAUGGCAACCCGGAAGACCUCAAGGAAUUGAUCGACGUAGCGCACUCGCUCGGUAUCACAGUUCUGCUCGACAUUGUGCACUCGCACGCGUGCAAAAAUGUGCUCGACGGUCUCAACAUGUUCGACGGUACCGACCACCUCUACUUCCACGAAGGCGGCAAGGGACGCCACGAACUUUGGGACUCGCGCCUGUUCAACUAUGGUCACCACGAGGUGCUGCGCUUCCUGCUGAGUAACUGCCUCUUCUGGAUGGAGGAGUACGGCUUUGACGGUUUCAGGUUUGACGGCGUCACCUCGAUGCUGUAUACGCAUCACGGGAUCGGCACGGGAUUCAGCGGUGGCUACCACGAAUAUUUUGGACCUUCGGUUGACGUAGAGGCGGUCGUCUAUCUGAUGCUCGCCAACCAGAUGAUUCACGAGUACAACCCGAAAGCGAUCACAAUCGCUGAGGACGUUUCGGGGAUGCCUGCACUGUGCCGACCUGUCUCGGAAGGCGGUGUGGGUUUUGACUAUCGCCUGUCGAUGGCUGUGCCGGACAUGUGGAUCAAGCUGCUCAAGGAAACGUCGGACGAAGACUGGGAUUUCGGCAACAUCUGCUUCACGCUCACCAAUCGACGACAUUUGGAAAAGUCGAUCGCAUACGCUGAAUCGCACGACCAGGCGCUCGUGGGGGACAAAACGUUGGCGUUUUGGUUGAUGGACAAGGAGAUGUAUACCAACAUGUCAGACCUCACCGAACGCACGCAGGUGAUUGAUCGCGGCUUGGCGUUGCACAAGAUGAUUCGUCUGAUCACGCAUGCGCUCGGCGGCGAGGGGUAUCUCAACUUUAUCGGCAACGAAUUUGGACAUCCGGAAUGGCUUGAUUUUCCUCGCGAGGGCAAUGGCAACUCGUUCCACUACGCACGUCGUCAAUUCAACCUGGUCGACGACCAGCUGCUCCGGUACAAGUACCUGUACGCGUUUGACGCUGCCAUGAACAAGGCGGAGGAAAAAUACAAGUGGCUUGCCGCUCCUCAAGCGUACAUAUCCUUGAAGCACGACUCGGAUCGCGUUGUUGCGUUUGAACGUGCCGGUCUGCUGUUUGUCUUUAACUGGCAUGCCGAUAAGUCGUACACUGAUUAUCGCAUCGGUGUCGACGUGCCCGGCAAGUAUAGGGUGCUCCUCGAUACCGACCAGGCCAGCUUGGGCGGCCACGCGAGGCUCGACCAUGCCACCGAGUACUUCUCUACCGACAUGGCGUGGAAUGGCAGGAGCAAUUUCGUGCAGUUGUACCUACCUAGCAGAAGUGCCAUUGUCCUCUACAGGGCCGGUUGA